This is a messenger RNA of Trichoderma virens Gv29-8, 1735 nucleotides long. RefSeq lists its product as uncharacterized. The transcript has 2 exons. The coding region runs from base 1 to 1638 and encodes 545 amino acids. The record is from RefSeq and is a predicted model, not a curated record. Gene Ontology annotation, biological process: maturation of SSU-rRNA from tricistronic rRNA transcript (SSU-rRNA, 5.8S rRNA, LSU-rRNA). NCBI's taxonomy places the organism in Eukaryota, Fungi, Ascomycota, Sordariomycetes, Hypocreales, Hypocreaceae. Gene Ontology annotation, cellular component: nucleolus; nucleus.
AUGGCCAAAGCAAAAGGACGCGCAAAGGAUUUCCAAGACCCGGACGAGGAAUUGGCCAAAGAUUACGAUCCUGAAGCCAAUGGGAACAGCGACAAUGACAAUGGAAGUGGCUUGAGUGAGGAUGAGCGCGCCGGCACUGAGCACUACGUGACAGUUGGCCGCAGUAAGCUUCGAGAGAAGGAGGGGAUUUCUCUGGGACGCCAAUACAGAGGAUCUCGAGUUUCGCGCCAGGCUUUAGAAGAGGACGACCACGACGACGACGAGGAAGAGGAAGAUGAAGAUGAAGAUGAGGAUGAUGACGAAGAUGACGGAUUUGAUGAUCCGGAAACGGCCGACUUAGCUGCUGAUACUGCAGAGGCUAGCGACUCGGAAAUUAGUAGCGACAAUGCUCUAGCAGAGUCUGACGACGAGCGACUGAAUGCAUUCGUAUUCCGGGGCAGCUCAAAGCCUAAGCAGCCCAAGAGCAAGCGAGCCUCUGCGGCGGACUUUAUGUCUGCUUCUGAAGAUGAAGAAGAAGAAGAGGACGAGGAUGAAGACGAGGAUAUGGACGAUGGUCUAGACGCCUUGUUGAACGGUAAUGGAACUUCCGACGACGACGAAGACGAAGAUGACGAAGAGGAGGACGACGAUAAGGAAGAGGAAGAUGAUGAGGAUGAAGAUGAGGACGAAGAUGAUGAAGACGAAGAAUCGGUUAAGAAAAGCGCCAAACCGUCCCCAGCAACUCCAUCAUCAAACCAGACCGAAGUCCAGAAAGGAAUGGCUAUUCAGCAGCAGAGGAAAAUCUAUGACGGGCUACUCAACAUGCGUAUCCGACUACAAAAGGCACUCGUUGCCGCGAAUACCUUCCCAACUCUGGAUUCUGACUCGAGCUCAGAGACGGAGGCCUACGAAGCUGCUGAGGAAGCUGCUAUCAAAUUGCUAAACACUAUUAGCGAUCUUCGAGAAAACCUGGCUCCUCCCACGGCCGCUGGCAGCAAACGAAAGCGAAUCGCAAUCGACUUUUCCAACGAACAAAUCUGGCAGCAAAUUCAGCAGGAUGAUCAAAGGGCCGUCAAGUUCCGAGAAGACAGGCUAGAUAAAUGGUCUCGCAAGGUGCAGAGCGCGACUGUGGCCGCGCCAGCAAGCAGACUUGGUGCUAAGCCCAAGACACUCAUUAGUGCUCUGCAAGACCAGCUCGCCAAUCCUGAUGAGCGACUUGUCAAGCGCACACGAGUACCUCGAUCAUGCGCGCCAGUUCAGGCCUCCAAGAAGAUCACUGAGAGUGAGGAUAUUUACGACGAUGCCGACUUUUACCAACUCCUUCUGAAGGAGCUUGUGGAUCAACGCACAGUUGAGUCAGCCGCAGAGCAAUCCAGCGCGAUAGCCUCCGUCAUGCUUACUGCCAACAAAGAGGCCAAGUCCCGAAAGGUGGUGGACCGAAAGGCAAGCAAAGGACGAAAGAUGAGGUUCACAGUGCACGAGAAGCUGCAGAAUUUUAUGGCGUCUGAGGACAGGAGAAGCUGGGAACAGGAGGCGAUUGAUCGCUUCUUCGGUACUCUGUUUGGCCAGAAGAUGGAACUUAACGAGGAAGAGAGCGAGGAUGAGGAGAUGGAGGCUCUGUAUAAGGAGGACAACAACGGACUACGGCUGUUCAGAUAAGGAGAGGAGCUUGUUUUUAUAUACUGGCAUUGAUAGAUGGCUGGGAGAGAAACCCGCCGACUUGGACAUGAUACAUUGUGUUAAUAAAACCUCUUUC